CCCCACCCACCACCACUCAUACCCUAUUACCCUUCUCACACCCUACGCCUUCGUCUCACCAUGAUCGCUCGUUCUGCUGGCUUCGCAGCCGCUAACAUCGCACGCAACGCCGCACUCCCUACGGCCCGUCGCGCUGCACCAGCCUUUGCAUCUGCUGCCCGAUCGUACGCUACCGCCAAGCCUGCCGCCUCCGAGGUCAGCUCCAUCCUUGAGCAGCGAAUUUCCGGCUCCGGUGCCAGUGGUGAUGUCCAGGAGACUGGUCGUGUCCUGACCAUCGGUGACGGUAUCGCUCGUGUCUACGGUCUCCGCAAUGUCCAGGCCGAGGAGAUGGUUGAGUUCGCCUCUGGUGUCCAGGGAAUGUGCUUGAACUUGGAGGCCGACAACGUCGGUGUGUCCAUCUUCGGAUCUGACCGAUCGAUCCGUGAAGGUGACACAGUCAAGCGUACCGGAAACAUCGUCGACGUGCCCGUUGGACCCGACAUGCUCGGUCGUGUCGUUGACGCCCUCGGAAACCCCAUUGACGGCAAGGGACCCAUCAAGGCUGCCGAGCGUCGCCGUGCUUCCCUCAAGGCCCCCGGUAUUCUGCCCCGUCAGUCCGUCAACCAGCCCAUGCAGACCGGUCUCAAGCCCAUCGACGCCAUGGUGCCCGUUGGCCGAGGCCAGCGUGAGCUGAUCAUUGGUGACCGACAGACUGGAAAGACUGCCGUCGCCCUCGACACCAUCCUCAACCAGAAGCGAUGGAACGAUGGCAACGACGAGAAGAAGAAGCUCUACUGUGUCUACGUCGCCGUCGGUCAGAAGCGAUCUACCGUCGCCCAGCUCGUGCAAACCCUCGAGCAGAACGACGCCAUGAAGUACACCGUCGUCGUUGCCGCCACUGCCUCCGAGGCCGCCCCUCUGCAGUACCUGGCCCCCUUCUCCGGUACCGCCAUCGGAGAGUGGUUCCGUGACAACGGCAAGCACGCCCUCAUCAUCUUCGACGACUUGUCCAAGCAGGCCGUUGCCUACCGUCAGAUGUCUCUGCUCCUCCGACGACCCCCAGGACGUGAGGCUUACCCCGGAGACGUCUUCUACCUGCACUCUCGUCUCCUCGAGCGUGCCGCCAGGAUGAACGACAAGCUCGGUGGUGGUUCCCUCACCGCCCUCCCCGUCAUUGAGACUCAGGGAGGUGAUGUGUCAGCCUUCAUUCCCACCAACGUCAUUUCCAUCACCGACGGACAGAUCUUCCUGGAGUCCGACCUCUUCUUCAAGGGUGUCCGACCCGCCGUCAACGUCGGUCUCUCCGUGUCUCGUGUCGGAUCUGCCGCUCAGUCCAAGGCCUACAAGUCCGUCGCCGGUUCCCUGAAGCUCUACCUGGCUCAGUACCGUGAGCUGGCUGCUUUCGCUCAAUUUGGUUCGGAUUUGGACGCUUCUACCCGUGCUACCCUGGACAGGGGUGCCCGUCUUACUGAGCUGCUGAAGCAGGGCCAGUACAAGCCCAUGGCCACCGAGAUGCAGAUUCCUCUCAUUUACGCCGGUAUCAAUGGUCUUCUCGACAGCGUACCUGUGGCCAAGGUGCAGGCAUGGGAGGAAGCCUUCAAGAGCCACCUGACGUCUGAGUCUGAGGGCAACGGCAUCAUGGAGGAGCUGGGCAAGGGAGCCAUGCCCAAGAGCCUCGAGGAGAGGAUCACCAAGUUUGUGAAGGAGUUCACCGAAGGCUGGUUGCAGAAGUAAGCAGUACCUGUAGAGCUAUAGGUCCAUUGCGUCGGUGAAAGCUGCCCAAGGCUUUAGACCCGCAUUAGUCUUCAUCUCUCUCUUGUCUUGCGCACUCUCUAUCUCUCUCUCUU
Messenger RNA from Microstroma glucosiphilum, 1826 nucleotides. Its product is annotated as putative H+-transporting ATP synthase alpha chain, mitochondrial. The transcript is spliced from 4 exons. Gene Ontology annotation, biological process: proton transmembrane transport; proton motive force-driven ATP synthesis. The coding region runs from base 61 to 1713 and encodes 550 amino acids. Gene Ontology annotation, molecular function: ADP binding; ATP binding; proton-transporting ATP synthase activity, rotational mechanism. NCBI's taxonomy places the organism in Eukaryota, Fungi, Basidiomycota, Exobasidiomycetes, Microstromatales, Microstromataceae. The record is from RefSeq and is a predicted model, not a curated record.